AUGGUUUCGAUAUUCCGCCGUCUCACUGUGGCACAGUCAACAAUUUAUUUUGUCGCGCGAGGUCCAAGGUUUAGUAGAUUUUGUACAGCAGCUGCGACCAUGUCAACGCAGAUUGAUCCCCCGGAAAGCUUGCUGAAGCCGAUGAAUUUCCCCAUGAAAGUCCUGAUGGGACCCGGACCGUCGAACUGUCCUCCCCGCGUUCUGGCUGCCGGAGCGCUACCGCUGCUCGGUCACCUGCACCCGGAGUUUAUCGAGAUAAUGGAUGAAGUUAAAGCUGGCAUUAAGUACGCAUUCCAGACAAACAAUGAGUGGACAUUUGUAAUUUCUGGAACAGGCCAUGCUGCUAUGGAGGCUUCAGUAUGCAAUCUUCUCGAAACAGGGGACGUCACUCUAUCGUGUCAAAAUGGAGUGUGGGGAGAGCGAUAUGCAGACAUGGCAGAACGCAAUGGUGCCACUGUUCACAAGUUAGUAAAGCCCAUGGGAGAAGUCUUUUCUUUGAAGGAAAUUGAAGAGGCCCUUAAACAGCACAGUCCAGCAGUUCUAUUCAUCACUCACGGGGAAUCAUCUGGCGGCACGGCUCAACCCUUUAAUGGAAUAGGCAACCUCUGUCACAAAUACAACUGUCUUCUUUUAGUUGAUUCUGUGGCAGCUAUGGGUGGUGUUCCUUUACGCAUGGAUCAGUGGGAUAUCGACGCUCUGUAUUCAGGAUCUCAAAAAGUAUUGAGUGUUCCCCCAGGAACCAGUAUAAUAUCAUUUUCAGAAAAAGCCAAAAAGAAAAUCCAGAAUCGCAAAACCAAAGUCCGGUCGUGGUAUUUUGAUGCCAAUGAAUUAGCAAACUACUGGGGAUGUGAUGAUAAACCCAGGAGGUACCACCAUACCGCUCCCAUCAGCAGUGUGUACGCUUUGAGAGAAGGGCUGGCUCGUCUAGCUGAAGAGGGUUUGCAGGCAUGCUGGGCCAGACACAAGCAGUGUGCUGAACUCUUGUAUGAAGGACUAGAAAAACGUGGUUUGAAGAUGCUCGUGAAAGACAAGAGUGUGCGGAAUCCCUGUGUGUCAACAAUUUUGGUGCCUGAUGGGGUAAACGGGAAAGAUGUGUGUGAUUAUGCCAUGAAGAAUUACAGAGUAGAAAUAGCAGGCGGGCUUGGAGAUUUGGCUGGUAAAGUGUGGCGUAUUGGAAUCAUGGGUUACAACUGCACCCCGGAUAAUGUCAGACUGGUGUUACGGGCCCUUGGGGAGGCAGUUGAACAGUGUAAACAAUAGACAGUAUCAUUUCAUUAUUAAUAAUGUUAGAUUGGAGUUACGGGCCCUUGGGGAGGCAGUUGAACAGUGUAAACAAUAGACAGUAUGGCCUCGGACCACAAUUAAUUUCGCUAUAUGUUUUUAUAUAGCCUUAGUGGCUAUAACAUUUUUAUUAAUAUCAGCAGACCCGUGAAGUUUUGUAUGUACCUUUGCCUGCAUGGGGGACACAUACCCU
Gigantopelta aegis is the source of this 1474-nucleotide messenger RNA. RefSeq names its product serine--pyruvate aminotransferase-like. Bases 1 to 1260 code for a protein of 419 amino acids. The record is from RefSeq and is a predicted model, not a curated record. The transcript has 12 exons. NCBI's taxonomy places the organism in Eukaryota, Metazoa, Mollusca, Gastropoda, Neomphalida, Peltospiridae. Gene Ontology annotation, cellular component: peroxisome. Gene Ontology annotation, molecular function: L-serine:pyruvate transaminase activity; L-alanine:glyoxylate transaminase activity.